AUGGGUGCUACCAUAGACGUAAUGCCAUCUUCAUCUUUAGACGAUACAUUAAAAACAACCAGUAUUGACGGUGCUCCUUUAAAUGAUCCAGUUGGGGGCGUUCAUACCCCCACUAGCGCCACCUCGGCCUUUUUCACAUUUGAUGCUACAUUGAAUGAACUAUAUCCUAACCUACCUCCAAAUUAUAAAUUAAUAAGCAUACUUGGUGAAGGCGCAUUUUCAACCGUCUACAAAGCACUUGACGCGAGACAGAAUAAACCAGUUGCAAUCAAGAUCAUUAGUAAAGCUCACCUCACAUCAAAACAGUUUCACAACAUCAAGAAUGAGAUAAAGAUUAUGAAACGCACUCAUCAUCCAAAUGUAUUGCAAUUAUAUGAUUCAUUUGAUACACCUGAUCAUUGUUUUCUAAUAUUGGAGUAUUGUAAUGGUGGGGAAAUUUUCAACAAGAUUAUAGAGUAUACAUAUUUCUCAGAACCAUUAUCACGCCAUGUAUUUAAACAAUUAUUAUCAGCCAUUGAUAAUCUUCACAAGUUAAAUAUUGUUCAUCGUGAUAUCAAGCCAGAAAACUUGUUGUUCAAAAAGAUUCCUUUUUUUCCAAGAUCAGUUGAAGAAAGUGAAAAACACGCUCGUAAAUCAGAUGACGAUUGUAAAGUGGAUGAAGGUGAAUUUAAGUUGAAUGUUGGUGGAGGAACAAUCGGGGUAAUUAAGUUGGCUGAUUUUGGCUUGGCUAAGCAAUUGAUUGAUGAGGAUGACAAUUCUAGAGUUCCAAUGAAGACACCUUGUGGUACUGCUGGAUAUACUGCACCUGAAGUUAUCACAUGCAAUACCAGAAGUGAAGGGUUUUACCUGCAAAAGACGAGGAAUCAGUAUUCAAAGGCAGUUGACAUUUGGUCGUUAGGAUGUUUUUUAUAUACUAUAUUGUGUGGAUUCCCACCAUUUUAUGACGAUGAUGCUAAUGACGUAACCAUGAAGAUUCUUCGUGGUGAUUUUGUAUUUUUACAACCAUGGUGGGAUGAGAUUAGUGACGAUGCCAAGGAUUUGAUUACGAAAAUGUUGGAAGUGAAUCCAGAAAAGAGAAUAACUAUUGAAGAAAUUUGGCACCAUCCAUGGGUUAUGCAAGGACAAAGGCAAAGUGUAACUAGCAAUGGAGAUUUGGUGGAGGCCAGUCAUUAUUUUGAGCAAAAUUAUGAGGUUGACCAUGUGGAAGAUAUUGGCAAUGACGAGUUGACUAUCCCCAUGUCAAACCAACCUAUUUUAUCACCUAGAGCGCAUGCUAUUAAGGUUGUAUUUGACAAUCCUGCCAUGCUUGGAAGUUUCACUGAUGUGUCCACUCAAUUUAUUGAAAAUAUUGACGAAGAGGAUGAAGUGGACGAAGAGGAUGAUGACGACGAAGAAGAUGAAGUUGACAAGCACAAAGUCCUUCACAAGACCAAAGAAUACAUCCCCACACCCAUGCCAAAGGAACUCAAUUUCAAAAAUGUAUUCAAUGUUGACAAGUCUCAGCUUGAUGUUUCUGGUGAUGAUUCCGAUGAAGAUGGGGAAGUUUCUGAAGAUGAAGUAUCAGAAUUGGAAGAUGAUUUGGCCAGCUUACAAUUAACACCAAAACUAAUGACAAGAUCAAGAAAUGGUAGUCAAGCACAAUGUCAAUACACGGGCAAGAUAUUAGAUGAAGAAAUGGAUGAUUAUUCUAAUUCUGAUAAUGAAAUAUCUGAAUGGACAAGAUCAUCAUCAAUCAUUUCCGGCAUUGAAUCAUUCAAAUUGACAUUGACUGAUUCAAAUUUACUAGCUAGACGAAAAAGUUCACGUAAAGCAUCAGCUGUGACUACAGUAUCAAUGGAUAAACGUCAAGAACAACAAGUUUAA
Lodderomyces orthopsilosis Co 90-125 is the source of this 1863-nucleotide messenger RNA. RefSeq lists its product as uncharacterized. Lineage: Eukaryota; Fungi; Ascomycota; Pichiomycetes; Serinales; Debaryomycetaceae. The transcript has a single exon. Gene Ontology annotation, biological process: protein phosphorylation. The record is from RefSeq and is a predicted model, not a curated record. The coding region runs from base 1 to 1863 and encodes 620 amino acids. Gene Ontology annotation, molecular function: protein kinase activity; ATP binding.